Xenopus laevis (African clawed frog) is the source of this 3949-nucleotide messenger RNA. It is a transcript of the gene dhx15.L, whose product is annotated as DEAH-box helicase 15 L homeolog. The coding region runs from base 204 to 2489 and encodes 761 amino acids. Lineage: Eukaryota; Metazoa; Chordata; Amphibia; Anura; Pipidae. The transcript has 14 exons. The record is from RefSeq and is a predicted model, not a curated record.
UUCUACACAAGCGUAUACUGACCAAUGGAAUCGCACCUAGCCUGAUACGUCAUAGCGCAUUUCGUCCCAGCAUGCUGUAGUCUCUGCGCGUGCGUGUGGCUUACCUCGCAGUGUGUAGCGCUCCGGCGUUGUUCCUUCCCACGUGACCCGGCCCCGGAGGCGGCAGCACUUGCGAGAGGUGGUUUAGUGGAACGGCUGCGGUUAUGUCGAAGCGGCACCGGCUGGACCUCGGGGACGACUAUGUCACGAGCAAGAAAAGAAGCGGCGACGGAAAAGACCGAGAUCGAGAGAGAGAUGACCGUUCUAAGGAUCGAGACCGGGAUCGUGACAGAGAUAGGGAAAGGGACAGAGACAAGGAUAAAGACUCGCGCGGUUCAUCAAAUUCUCCUUUUAUAACGGCUGGUGCAAUGCCUACUCUAAAACCAGCAGCAGUUGCUCAAGGCAUUAAUCCAUUUACCAAUUUACCGCACACUCCUCGCUACUAUGACAUCUUGAAAAAGAGGCUACUGUUGCCAGUAUGGGAAUACAAAGAACGCUUUACCGAAAUUCUAAUGAAGAAUCAGAGCUUCGUACUGGUUGGCGAAACUGGAUCUGGGAAAACCACUCAGAUUCCACAGUGGUGUGUAGACUACAUGAGAUCAUUGCCUGGUCCCAAAAGAGCUGUUGCCUGUACCCAGCCAAGAAGAGUGGCCGCCAUGAGUGUGGCUCAAAGAGUUGCCGAUGAAAUGGAUGUCAUGUUGGGUCAGGAAGUUGGUUAUUCCAUCAGAUUUGAAGACUGCAGCAGUGCAAAAACAAUCUUGAAAUACAUGACAGAUGGUAUGUUACUCCGAGAAGCCAUGAACGAUCCUUUGUUGGAACGCUAUGGUGUGGUGAUUCUUGACGAAGCUCACGAAAGGACCUUAGCAACAGAUAUCCUAAUGGGUGUUUUAAAGGAAGUUGUAAGACAAAGAAAUGACUUAAAGGUUAUAGUUAUGAGUGCCACUUUAGAUGCUGGGAAAUUCCAGGUAUAUUUCGAUAGCUGCCCUCUUUUAACAAUCCCUGGCCGAACACACCCUGUAGAAAUCUUCUACACUCCAGAGCCGGAGCGGGAUUACCUAGAGGCUUCCAUUCGAACAGUGAUACAGAUUCACAUGUGUGAGGAGGAGGAAGGAGAUCUUCUGUUGUUUCUUACUGGCCAAGAGGAAAUUGAUGAGGCGUGCAAGAGAAUCAAACGGGAAAUCGAUGACUUGGGCCCUGAAGUUGGAGACAUCAAAAUCAUUCCUUUAUAUUCAACCCUCCCACCCCAGCAACAGCAAAGAAUAUUUGAGCCACCACCACCCAAGAAACCUAGUGGAGCAAUAGGAAGAAAAGUCGUAGUUUCCACUAACAUCGCUGAAACAUCUUUAACUAUAGACGGGGUUGUGUUUGUGAUCGAUCCUGGUUUUGCCAAGCAAAAGGUAUAUAAUCCUCGAAUUCGAGUGGAAUCUCUCCUGGUUACUGCCAUCAGCAAAGCUUCAGCACAACAAAGAGCCGGUCGUGCUGGUCGUACCCGUCCUGGCAAGUGCUUCCGGCUUUAUACAGAGAAGGCUUACAAAACGGAAAUGCAGGACAAUACUUACCCUGAAAUAUUGAGGUCCAAUUUGGGUUCCGUAGUAUUGCAGCUAAAGAAACUUGGCAUUGAUGAUUUGGUUCAUUUUGAUUUCAUGGACCCUCCAGCUCCUGAAACUUUAAUGCGUGCCCUGGAACUUUUGAACUACCUAGCUGCCUUAAACGAUGACGGAGACCUGACAGAGUUGGGAUCUAUGAUGGCGGAAUUCCCACUGGACCCACAGCUGGCCAAGAUGGUUAUCGCCAGUUGCGACUACAACUGCUCUAAUGAGAUCUUAUCCAUAACAGCCAUGUUGUCAGUCCCACAGUGUUUCAUUCGUCCCACGGAAGUCAAGAAAGCUGCCGAUGAGUCGAAGAUGAGGUUUGCCCACAUCGACGGUGAUCAUUUGACGCUGCUGAACGUAUACCACGCUUUCAAACAGAAUCACGAGUCAUCUCAGUGGUGUUAUGACAACUUCAUUAACUACAGAUCCCUGAUGUCGGCAGACAAUGUACGGCAGCAGCUGUCACGAAUCAUGGACAGAUUUAACUUGCCGCGAAGAAGCACCGAUUUUACAAGCAGAGAUUAUUACAUUAAUAUCAGGAAAGCUUUGGUUACUGGUUAUUUUAUGCAGGUGGCACACUUGGAGAGAACUGGUCAUUACCUAACGGUGAAAGACAACCAGGUGGUGCAGCUGCAUCCCUCAACAGUUCUCGACCACAAACCCGAGUGGGUCCUGUACAAUGAGUUUGUACUCACAACAAAGAACUACAUCCGCACGUGUACUGAUAUAAAGCCGGAAUGGUUGGUGAAAAUCGCAGCUCAAUAUUACGACAUGGGCAACUUCCCUCAGUGUGAAGCAAAGAGGCAAUUAGAGCGCAUUGUGGCCAAAUUUCAGACGAAGGAAUAUUCACAGUACUGAGUCUUUUGUUUUAGCUUGUCUGAAGAGCAGUUUGAGCGAAUGAAAGAAGAUACAUUUGUAUACUAUGUCGUGGUCCAGAGGCAGCCUUUAUUUGAAAGCUUUUUAAUUUUUCAUUACAGUAAAUAUUACGUUCUUGUUUCAUAAAUUCAACAUUUAUGGCUCCCCUUUGUGUCGACACCGUUGCUUGUGCUGGAACAGUUAAUCGGAAGUAGUUCUAUAUAUAACAUUGUUAUAGGCAUUUCUUUGGAAAUGUUUGAAAGUGCUUCUAAAAAAUAAUAUAUAUAUGUGUGUGUGAGGGUAACCUGCGGCUCUCAAGAUGGUGAAUGGAAACCCGGUGACUCCCAGGGGCUUAUUUAUAAAGGAGUGAAAUAUUUUACACCCAAAAGUGCUUGUAAAAAAGGUAUACAUAUAAUGCCAUGAAUUGUGAGCACAGAAUUGCCUUUACAAACUUGCAUCCAAAAUCCCACCAUUAUUUGUCAUGGUUUCAUACGUGGCACAACUUUAUUGAAAUCCAUGGAUCAAAUGGGAACUAUCACGAAAAUUUAAAUUUAAUAUAAGCUUCAGCAUACUGAGAUAAGAAACGUUUUAAAUACAGUCAAUUAAAAAUGCUGUAACGUUUCUGAUGCAUGUGCAAAUUAGGGGUCGGAAAGGGGAAAAAAAUUUACUUCCUGACAAAAAGUCAUCCCUUCCCUUCUUACCUGACACCCCCCAGUCGGUGCCCCUAUCAGCAGAAAACUGCACCGGCCCGGGGUUAUACCAGCGAGCACCGCAGAGUGAUCUUCUUCUGGCUUCUUCUUCUUCCUUCAAAUCUCCCGGAGCAGACGCAUGCGCAGUAGAAUGAAAUAGCUACGGGUUUGACUUUUCAUUCUACUGCUCAUGCGCAGCCUCGAGAAGAAAGAAGCCGGAAGAGGAUCACUCUGUGGUGCUCACUGGAAUAACCCCGGGCCGGUGCAGUUUUCUGCUGAUAGGAGCACCGACCCAGGGUUUCAAGUAAGUAAAUAUAAUCACUUGGGGUGCAUAACAUUUGGCACCCGCAAGUAGAAAAUGCCUUUCCUUCUCCUUUAAAGAAUUUCUAGUGUAAAGAAUGACUUAAAAGUAUCAGUAUCUGUUCUUUUUAAGCCACAUCCAUUAAGCCUAUACAUAGACAUAAAAUCAUUACACCGCUUGAUAAAUCCAUUGUGCACUACGGUGUAUAAAACAGCACGUUUGUCUGUAUUUUAAUUCCUUCUACACAUGAUAUAAAUGCCCCUUGGUAUGGCCUGGCCCUUCACAUACAUUAUCUCAGUGCCGCAGGUUGCACAUCCCUGUAUAUGAUCAGACUCAUUUUCCGCAUGAUUGUUGUAACCGUUGACAUUCCUUUUAGAAGUUGGUGAAAAAUGUUACAACUGGUGCAUCUGUAAAACCCAAACAUCAGCCUCAGCACUGGGGCACCGGCUUCAAUAAAGUCUAUUUAUACAAAA